Molecule: messenger RNA, 1686 nt
Organism: Miscanthus lutarioriparius
Lineage: Eukaryota; Viridiplantae; Streptophyta; Magnoliopsida; Poales; Poaceae
Source: the annotation of a GenBank genome assembly
AUGGCGGACCAGCUCACCGACGACCAGAUCGCCGAGUUCAAGGAGGCCUUCAGCCUCUUCGACAAGGACGGGGAUGGUUGCAUCACGACCAAGGAGCUGGGAACUGUCAUGCGUUCACUGGGGCAAAACCCUACAGAGGCUGAGCUCCAGGACAUGAUCAACGAGGUCGAUGCUGAUGGCAAUGGCACCAUUGACUUUCCAGAGUUUCUCAACCUUAUGGCUCGCAAGAUGAAGGACACCGACUCUGAGGAAGAGCUCAAGGAGGCCUUCCGUGUGUUUGAUAAGGACCAGAACGGCUUCAUCUCUGCUGCCGAGCUCCGCCAUGUCAUGACAAAUCUUGGUGAGAAGCUAACUGAUGAGGAGGUGGAUGAGAUGAUCCGUGAGGCUGAUGUCGAUGGUGAUGGCCAGAUCAACUACGAGGAGUUUGUCAAGGUCAUGAUGGCCAAUCUCGGCCUUUUCUGUUAUUGGGUGAAAGCUGACAUGGAUCCUUGGAGUGGUAGCCUGGUCUUCCCUGAUGGCUUCUUCCCAGCUGGUGGAAAGUCAUUGAUAGAGGGAAUAUUUCCGCUGCCGUACUUUGAGUGGUUCCAGUUCAAUAAUGAAUUCACUGAAUACACAAAUCUGGACGAGUGCAUUUCAUAUCUAUGUGAUUACAUGGUGAAAAAUAGACCUUUUGAUGGCCUGUCGGAUUCUCCCAGGAUAACUUGCAAAAGUAAAAGAAAUUCUUAUAAGGGCAAGGUGCUGAAGGAUCAUCCGCCAAUUAAGUUCAUGGUCUCAAUAUCUGGGUGCAAGUUCAGGGACCCAAGUAUCUGUGAUGUCGUCUACAAAGACCCGAUCAAGGUGAAAUCAGUGCAUUUUAUUGGAGAAAAGGACUGGCUCAAGUGCUUUCUCGCUGAUUAUCUGAUAUAUUCUUUCGCAGAUGACGUAUCUGUGAAACAGCUUUCUGAAUGGAGCUCAUCAUGCGUCCUAGAAGACCUUAAGAGUGCAGAUGUCAUGAGGCAUUCAGGAAAACCAUCUGAUAAGGAGGCUACUGGUGUGAAAUUCGCAGAAAACCUGGUGAAAGCUUUAGUAGUAUUCCCUGAUGGCAUAUUCCCAGCUGGUGGAAAGUCAGAGAUAGAGGGCAUAUUUCCGCCGCCGUACUUCGAGUGGUUCCAGUUCAAUAAGGAAUUCACUGAAUACACAAAUCUGGACGAGUGCAUUUCAUAUCUAUGUGAUUACAUGGUGAAAAAUGGGCCUUUUGAUGGCCUGCUCGGAUUCUCACAGGGCGCAACACUUUCGGCCCUUUUGAUAGGCUACCAAGCACAGGGCAAGGUGCUGAGUGAUCAUCCACCGAUUAAGUUCAUGGUCUCAAUAUCUGGGAGCAAGUUUAGGGACCCAAGCAUCUGUGAUGUCGCUUACAAAGACCCGAUCAAGGUGAAAUCAGUGCACUUUAUUGGAGAAAAGGACUGGCUCAAGGUACCUUCCGAGGAGUUGGCUUCUGCCUUUGAUGAGCCUCUCAUCAUAAGGCAUCCUCAGGGCCACACUGUCCCUAGGCUUGACGAUGUGUCUGUGAAACAGCUUUCUGAAUGGAGCUCAUGCAUCCUGGAAGUCCUCAAGAGUGCAAAUGUUCCCGAGGCCUUAGAUUCAGGCAAACCAGCUGACAAGGAGGCUACUGGUGCGGAAUUUGGAGAAAACCUGGUGAAAGCUUGA